This is a messenger RNA of Daldinia decipiens, 1986 nucleotides long. RefSeq lists its product as uncharacterized. The transcript has a single exon. The coding region runs from base 89 to 1711 and encodes 540 amino acids. The record is from RefSeq and is a predicted model, not a curated record. Lineage: Eukaryota; Fungi; Ascomycota; Sordariomycetes; Xylariales; Hypoxylaceae.
UAUAAACUUAUAUCUAGCAGGUCAUCCUUCUAGAUCCAAGGACAUUGUCUAUACCGCCUCUUACUGAGGAGUCCCUUCAUCGCUCGUCAUGUCGCUGUCGAAGCAACGUAUCUCUUCGCCUUUAGAGGCAGGACCUUCGAUUCUCGAUGCCUACAACCUACCUUCUCACUUAACAGAAGCAUUAGAGUAUACGUCCAAGAGGCUUGCGAGGAAAGCCUUGCAUAUUACCCUGGUUGUUGUUCGGAAGGAAUAUCAACUCCCGAGCGUGGUGCCACCAUGUCCCACGCCUACUUCGCCUCCGCCUACGCCGGGGAUUAUGUCUCCACGCUUUGCUUCGCCUGUCAUAGGGCUGAGGCAACUGGUCCGAAGGGGCACAGGAAACUCGACGUCUACAGUAUCAUCUACAACAUCAGACUCUUUACCUAGCACAGCUGUGUCGUCUUCGUCAUUUCCGCCUCCACCCACGGAGCCGCUUGUUAGCCCUCGUCGUUGGGUUGUGCCCCCAACACCUGGUACACCGUUUCCUCGCACGCCGAUGACACCCCAAACGCCAUCCAGCGUCCUUACAGCCUCCUCGACGACCUCCCUAACACAGGGGCCAAACGAGUUUGGCAUUCGGUUGAUCCACACCAGCUUACUCGCCCCUAAAGCCGAGAAGACAUUACGGACUACCAUCCUCAAAGCGGAGCGAAGGUUUCGUAUAGGUACCAGCUGGUUGCCUCCAGCCGCGACUGCAUCCGCAUGCGGCCUAAACGAAGAUCUUGUUCGCAGAAGUAUGCUGCAAAACGAGGUGUUAUUCUCGUCGGAAGGCUUAACGUUACUUGGUCUCGACAGACUAUAUAGUUUUAAAUCCGCCCUUGCCGUCUAUGCGCGCUUCACAUACGGCACCGCUACUUUACACUCUCCCAUCUCACCCACUGCAAAGACACCAGAUAGCACACGUCUUGAAGAUGCGGUAGAUGCAUUACGGCGCCUUGUCCUUGCCAAUGGCGGACGGCCCAUAUCGAAAUCAGAUCUCCUCCGGAGCUACGACUGGCUCGGGGUAAACUCGCGAGCGUUGAAAGAUGUGGAGAGCAUGUAUAGACGAGCAUACGGAGGCCCGGACCGAACCGGGGCCUUCGAAAUGACCCACGAGGAACGGGAGCGGGAGCGGGAGACAAAACCCGUGAUAAAAAUCGGCGCACCGCCUCCGCCCAAGACACCGCCCAGAACACAGACAACACCCGUGCUGAAGCUAAACACCCAACUAGCAACCGCCACAACGACACGAAUCUUCAAGCCGACGGCUAAACUUGUGCCUCAGGUAGCGGCGCAAAAAGCACCCGUAGUAGCAAACACAGAUAAGCGCGACGCCGACAAACCACACGGCGCGGGGGAUACACAACAGGCAGAAAUCAAACCCUCCUCCAGCUUUCUCUACGAUGACGAUGACGAUGGCGAAAGCAGAGAGGAAACCAACGGCGAGGGAGACCGCACGGCCCGCCCAGCACCGGGCCUAGCGUUCUGGAGCAGCGCCUCGAUCGACUCGAUGAUGCUGCUAUCGUCGUCGUCGUCGUCGUCGCUGCGCGAGAGCCAGCAGUCGCAGCGGCUGGGGCCGCUGACGCCGAACGGGUACGAGGACAUAUCGCCGGUGACGCGCGGGGAGUGGGGGUUUUUGUUCAAGGGCGAUGGGUGGCAGCUGGGGAAGACGGCGGCGGUGGAGACUUGUUAGGGAUUGGAUGGGUAGAUACUACCUAAGUUACAUAUAUACCUAGGUUAGGUUACUUGGUUGCUGUAUGCUGUGGACAGAGAUUGCAUAUAUAGGUACCUAUAUAUAUAUAUAUAUAUAUACCUGCUUUUAUAUAAGCUACCUACCUAGGUUAGAUACCCGCCCGACGGUUUGAUUCUCGGCGUCGUGUAAGUAUAUUCGAAUUAGGAUAGGAUAGGACAGGCGCUUACUUCACUGGGUAGGAUGAUAAUGGAUAAAGAAAUAACUCAUGAUAUCUC